CUGAAUUUUCGCGAAUGAUUUCCAACAAUGUUCAGAACUUGAAGUGGCUGGCAGACCUGUCGGUGGCGGUGGCAGACGUGGUUGUGGCGACGGCGAAGGCGGUGAGCAGCAGAUGAUGAUGACACCGUUCAGGUCAGUGUUGAUGCUGUUAGGUGUCACCUUUGUGGCUUGGGUAGUGGGUUUGUUCUUUACCUCUGGCACAGCGUCCGAGUUGCGCGUCUCCUACAAGCCAGACAUCUUUCAACAGCUUCAGGGCAUGAACGCGCCAGUUGUGAUUGAGGGGGUUCCACUGCACGAGGUUGCGCCUUGCUUCGGCUGGACACUACUGUCUCUGGCAACCAAGUUGUCAAAGGCGGUUCCCGUCAAAUACCAGGGAUCAUCGUCAGAGUUCCUGUACUUUAAUGAAGCCAUGCUGCUGGAGGAUAGCAAUCGGUAUGGGAGCAAAGUGACUCGAAAGGCGUACAAGGAAUCUCUGGCCAGGCUGACCACCAUCUUGGAUGACAGCAAGUGGGACACCAUCGAGGGCAUGUAUCGGUACGCAUCGGGCCCGGCUGAGGUCAUGCUUGACAAACAGCGGCUGCGAGACGUGGCAAACUUGAGCACGCUGGCCGUGCGGGAGGAUGCUGAUGCCCCUGCUCACAUCAAUGUGUGGAUCGGUAACGGCAACACCACGGCGGCCCUGCAUUACGACACCAGCCACAACGUCUAUGCAGUGCUUGCAGGCACCAAGACGUUCACCAUUCUCCCGCCCACCUUCAUUGAUGCGCGUGUUCGCUUUCAUUCCAGCUUGCACCCGCUCUAUCGCCAGGCUGCCGACGCGUGGCGUGACGUCGAGGCCGCCUAUGCGCGCGACAUGAUGCACGUGACCCUCCACCCGGGCGACCUCCUGUACCUACCCCCGUAUUGGCUGCACCGCGUGCGCUCUAACAGCGCGUGGUCUCUCGCUGUCAACGUGUGGAGCGAUUCGCAGGAAUUUAUGGCCAGCGAAGAAUGCUUUGCUCUCCCGCUCCCCUUUGACGCCACCUGGCCCCGACACAAGCUGAUGGGAAAGACAGCGCUGUACCUGCAAGAGCUCAACGCGAAGUUGGGUGGACGAAAUUUCCGAUUCCAUGAUCGAACAAAGGGCGAAGACGGCCAUGCAAAUGACAGGUGUUUUUCAUGGCCGCCACUGCCGCUUGCAGACAAUGCGCUGAAUGCGAACGAGCGCCAGCACCUCAACACACUCGCUGCCUGUCUUCGACGCAUCAAACGUGCGCAUGUGCGGCGCGUAUAUGUGCACAACUUUGUUGAACAGACGGCUGCGCUGGUUGCUGGCGAUGGCGUUCUCUCCUUUCUCCGCUGCACACUCGUGCCAAUGCUCAACACAUCCCCGUGAUGUUCGGCUUGGUGUCGAAGGGAACAUACGGUUUAUUUUGAUCGACGCACACAUGCACACACAUGUACACACUCUUACAAGCACAUACAUCCCAAACGCACACGCAUACAUGUACACAAACUAUUGCAUCAUCAUACAGGCCGUGUUUUGGCGUUACUCCCCUCUUUUGCUGUAACAUAAUAACCGACCAUUAAUCCGCAACACAAUCA
This is a messenger RNA of Salpingoeca rosetta, 1584 nucleotides long. RefSeq lists its product as uncharacterized. NCBI's taxonomy places the organism in Eukaryota, Choanoflagellata, Craspedida, Salpingoecidae. The transcript is spliced from 7 exons. The record is from RefSeq and is a predicted model, not a curated record. Gene Ontology annotation, molecular function: 2-oxoglutarate-dependent dioxygenase activity. Bases 113 to 1375 code for a protein of 420 amino acids.